Messenger RNA from Symbiodinium necroappetens, 3000 nucleotides. Lineage: Eukaryota; Dinophyceae; Suessiales; Symbiodiniaceae. The record is from the annotation of a GenBank genome assembly.
AUGAAAAGAAUGUUAAUCAAUGCUUCCCAUUCCGAAGAGGUGCGCAUUGCCCUGGUUGAUGGUCAGAAACUGAAUGACCUCGACAUCGAAAAUCGAUCCCGCGAGCAGAAAAAAUCCAGUAUCUACAAAGCCAGAAUCACACGCGUUGAACCCAGCCUGGAAGCUGCGUUUGUCGAUUUCGGUUCUGAGCGCCAUGGCUUUCUCCCACUGAAAGAAAUUGCCCGUGGUUACUUCAAGAAACGUAUGAGCGAAGGCGGUUCACGCACACCUAUUCAGGACCUGGUGCAGGAAGGCCAGGAAGUGCUGGUUCAGGUUGAUAAAGAAGAACGCGGAAACAAAGGCGCUGCGCUUACGACCUUCAUCAGUCUGGCAGGACGUUAUAUGGUCCUGAUGCCAAACAACCCUCGAGCAGGCGGUAUUUCACGCCGGAUUGAAGGUGAAGACCGCGACGAACUCCGCGAAGCGCUUUCUCACCUGGAUAUUCCCGAAGGUAUGGGCGUCAUCGUCCGCACCGCCGGCGUUGGUCGCAGUGCUGAAGAAUUACAAUGGGACCUGGCUUACCUGCUACAACUCUGGCAAGCCAUCCAGAGUGCCAACGAAGUAGAAAAAACACCGUCCCUGAUCUAUCAGGAAAACAGCGCGGUGUUGCGUGCGAUCCGCGACAACUUGCGCCGUGAUAUUGGUGAGGUAUUGAUUGAAGGCGAAGAGGCCUACGCAGAAGCAUCUGCUUUCAUUGCCCAGGUCAUGCCGCACUACAAAGAAAAAGUAAAACCUUAUAGUGACGGCAUACCACUUUUCAGCCGUUAUCAGAUUGAAAGCCAGAUUGAAUCUGCUUUUGAGCAUACGGUGAAAUUGCCCUCUGGCGGCAGCAUUGUCAUUGAUCCGACAGAAGCCCUGGUUUCCAUCGAUAUCAACUCUGCACGCGCUACAAAAGGUGCGGAUAUUGAAGAAACCGCGCUGAACACCAACCUGGAAGCCGCAGACGAAGUUGCCCGGCAGUUGCGAAUCCGGGAUAUCGGCGGACUGAUCGUGAUCGAUUUUAUCGACAUGGUGAACCAGAAAAAUCAGCGGGCGGUAGAGAACCGCAUGCGCGAUGCGCUGGAAGUCGAUCGUGCGCGCGUCCAGGUCAGCCGGAUCUCAAGAUUUGGCUUAAUGGAGAUGAGUCGCCAGCGCUUGCGUCCAUCGCUGGAAGAAAUUACGACGGUUUUGUGCCCUCGCUGUAAUGGUCAGGGCCGCAUUCGAGACACCAAGUCUCUGGCGCUGGCAAUUCUUCGGAUUCUUGAAGAAGAAUCUUUAAAAGAGCGCAGCGCCGUUGUGCGCGUCCAGGUACCACUGGCGGUCGGGGCUUACCUGUUGAAUGAGAAACGCCAGGGUGUCGCUGAGAUUGAACAGCGUACCGGCUGCCAUGUUGUCAUCAUUCCGAACACCAAUCUCGAUACGCCACAUUAUAUUGUUGAGCGACUUCGAGAUGACCACGUCAAAGAAGAAGGCAUUGUCCCCAGUUCAACCCUCUCAGAACUGGCCAAUCAGGCAAGUGACGAAGACAUCCCGGACGACAGUGUUGUUAUCAACAGGCCGCAAGCUGCAGUACAAACCCUGCAACCUCAACAGCCGCCGCCGCCACCUGUGGCUACGCAAGAAAAACCAGCCGCCGCCGCAGCCCCUGUCGCAGCGGCAGCUGCACCUACUGCAAAAGCAGGAUUCUGGUCAAAACUUGUUAAAAACCUGUUCAGCGACGAGCCAACAUCUGCUGAGGACGAUAGCCAGUCGACAGGCAGGAAAACCGAAAAUCGCACUCGCCAGCCGGCUAAGCGCCAGGAUCGUGAGCAGCCGUCUCGCAGCAGCAAUCGGGGCAGAACCAGCCGUGACCAGGCUAAGUCCACACAGUCCAAGCCUGAGCAAAGCAGACCUGCAAAAAGCAGCGACGAUGACGCGGGUGACAAAAAUAGACGGGAAAAUAACAGCGAGCGUCCAAAACGCAGCAGUCGCAAAAACGACAAGCCGGAGACUCGCAACAGGAGCGACGUGAAAGAAACGGGUGAUAAGCCCAGCACGCCAAAACGUGAAGGUCCGAAAAAACCCAGACCUUCUGCAGCAGAGCGCGCGCCCAGUGAAGAUGCACUUGAAAGCAGCAAACGCGCACCCAAACGUAACCGCUCAGAGCCAAAACCAGCGACUAAUCAGUCCACCUUUAAAAGUCAGGGCCCUGACAAAACAAAGAGCACUGUUGAGGUUAUAUCAAAUGCCGCUGGCGGUAUCGCAAGCACACCCUCAUCGGAUGACAACUCCGGCACGAACACUGCCGAGCGUAAACCUGCCAAACCAAGAGGUAGAGCAUCUAACGAUCCGCGUAACAGAAACAAGAAAAGCGCGGAGAAUGACAAUCCCAGCGACGCGGCGCCAUCUGCAGUGGUUGAAACACCCGCGGUAGAAGUGCAGCAGGAUCAACCAGAGGUAGCUGCAAAAGUAUCUGAAGCAACAGCAGAUAAACCUGCAAGGGCGGCGAAGAAAACGCCGGCAGCACAGGAUUCUGAACUAUCUGAGCUCGAGCAAAAACCUGCUGCUAAAGCCGAGGAAGCAACGAUAAAAGCGCCCGCUAGAAGCCGCAGCAACACUGCCCCGGCUAAAGAAAGCGUGCCUGACGCUGCAGCGAAGGAUGUGGAAAAAGUACCUGCACCCCAACGCGACAAUGAGAAAACCUCGAAACCAGCAGAAACAGCCGCGUCCGAGGCAACACCCGUGCCAGAGACCGCGUCCAAAGCAGAGCCAAAAAUAGCAGCUAAGCCUGAACCAGAAGUAAAAGCGGCACCUGAAACCGCAAAAAUGGAGGCUGCAUCAACGGAGCCUGCAGCUGAACCUGCACCGGUGCGUCCUGCCCGCGCUUAUAAUGAUCCACGAGAGAUCAAACGCAGGCAGCGUGAAGCUGAACUUAAAGCACAGGGUGUGAUGAGUAACAGCAGCACCCGUCAGGACAACACUGAUGGUUCCAGUUCCAAGUGA